Molecule: messenger RNA, 2130 nt
Organism: Cladocopium goreaui
Lineage: Eukaryota; Dinophyceae; Suessiales; Symbiodiniaceae
Source: the annotation of a GenBank genome assembly
AUGCCCAAAGUUCUGAUGCCGAUUGGCGAUGCGACAGAAGUAUUGGAUACGAUGUAUCCCUAUUUUCGGUUACCCGAAGAUGGAUUCGAAGUGGUAGUCGCCGGCCCCGAGGCCCGUCUAUACCACAUGGUUCUUCAUGAGAUUCCCCCGAAUGCAGAUCCCCCGUGGGAUAUCACCCAAGAGCGUCCCGGCUACCAUCUGCCUGCCAGCGUGGCGUUUCGUGAUGUCGACCCCACCGAGUAUGCCGGGCUGUUUGUCUCUGGCGGGCGCGCUCCAGAGUACCUGCGGUACGACAAAGACCUGCUGCGGAUCACCCGCCAUUUUUUUGAGGCCAACAAGCCAGUGGCCUGCGUCUGCCAUGGAAUCGAGAUUCUCACCGCGGCCGAUUGCAUUCAGGGCCGAACCAUGACCACGGUGGCCAAGUGCGCGUUAGACGUUGAGCAAGGUGGGGCAAAAUAUGUUGACGAGCCAACCGUGGUCGACGGCAAUCUGGUCUCGGCCCGAGUUUGGAUGGACAACACGAUGCUGCUGAAAAAAUUCAUCGAGAUGUUGCAUCAGGGCUCAAUGGGCGACUGGAUCUACCGAACCGACUUAUGGGUCAUUUUCAUCUACAUGGGGGUGAUGCUGUAUGUCGCCUGGCGGGUCUCGGCUACGAGUGGGGAUAUUGAAGGCUACACGGUCGGCAACCGGAAGAUGCCAGGGUGGGCGAUCGGCCUCUCAGUUCUGGGAACCUUCACCAGCAGUAUUUCGUUCCUGGCUUUGCCGGCGACUACCUAUGCCACGAACUGGAACACUUUUGUGUUCUCGCUAGCGUUGCCCAUUUCGGCGUGGAUCGCAGUACUCUAUUUCGUGCCGCUGUAUCGCAACCAGGUCCAGUUUUCAGCAUACGAAUUCCUCGAGGCUCGUUUUGGGUACUGGGCUCGAGCCUAUGUCGUGAUUUCCUAUGUCAUCCUGCAGAUCAUUCGCGUCGCAAUGGUGCUGCUGUUGGUGGCGCUGGCUGUGACUCCACUGCUGGGUUGGAACAUCAUUCCAACAUUAAUACUGCUGGGCACCCUGGUGAUCAUUUACGACACCUUGGGAGGAAUCCAGGCGGUGAUCUGGACCGACGUUGUACAAGUGGUGAUUCUCAUCGUCGGUGCCCUGUGGUGUUUGUUUGCACUCACAUUCGGAUUGCCCGGAGGAAUCACGGAAUUCAUCGAGUCGGUGCCUCUCGAUCGCAUCUCGCUGGGCGUAUGGGAUGCGGAAACGGAAAGCUCAAAGCCGUGGUGGGAUGUCUGGUAUCUGGGACAAUCCACGAUCCUCGUCGUCAUCAUUUACGGAAUCAGCGAGAACCUGCGGAACUACGGAACCGAUCAGAAUUACGUGCAGCGAAUACUUUCCGCACGAAGCGAUCACGAGGCCGCCAAAUCGCUGUGGAUCGGGGCCUGGGCCUACUUGCCCAUCUCCAUCAUGUUCUGCUUGAUCGGCACCGCACUCUGGGUAAACUACCCUACCCCGCCGAUUGUCGAUGGCGAGAUGAUCUCUCCCGAUAAGGUUUUUCCGAACUUCAUUCACACGCGUCUUCCGCUUCCGGUAGCAGGGCUAGUCAUCGGGGCCAUCAUGGCUGCGGCAAUGAGCACCGUGGAUUCCAGCCUCAACUCAUCGUCCACGGUGGUCUACGUCGACAUAAUUCGACGGUUUGAGCUGAAGCCCGCUUGGGUUCCCGAAAUCAUCAUGCUGAGAGGGCUGACUAUCACCCUCGGUAUUGUGGGCACCGCGGCCGCGGUAGCGAUCUAUCAGAGGUAUCUCAACGAAUCUGAAACCAUCAUGCGAAUGUGGUGGACCUAUGCCGGAGUUGCUGGCGGCGGGAUGUUCGGGCUGUUCUUGCUGGCCUGGCUGUUGCCUCGAACCCCGAAUUGGGCGGCCAUCCUUGGGGUCAUCCUUUCAAUCCCGAUGCUCGUCUGGGGUAUUCUGCCUGUGAGCGUCUUGGAAGCCCAAGAACUCGAGCACCUGGCUUGCCCUCUGCACGGAAACCUGGUCGGAGUUGCGGGCACCUCGAUCAUUGUCUCCGUGGGCUUGUUGGCCCUGGUCGCAGUUUCGCUUGGGUUGUGUCGACCCAAUGAGAAGGCCGCGUUGCCGUCGGAAAAGUAG